AUGGCUAGUCCACGAAUGCAAUGGGUGAGUCAGCGCAUUCUCGAGACAUUUGAGCCAAGUGUGACUCCAGUUGACGUGAAUGAAUUCUUGGCAUGUGCCGCCGCACGAAAGCUUUUUGACGAAUUGUUUAGUGGGAAUGAUACGUGCAAAGUAUUUGUGCAUUUUCAAACUGAUGCCAUUGGUGAACUCAGUAGUGAAGACAACAAUAAAGCACCGAUAGGUAAACUUUGUGCAUCACAAGGAAAUUCGAUUCCAAUUCGAGCGAAAUGCUGUUUUUUCCUACGGACUACGGCAGAUGGAAAACCAAUUGAUGUCCAAAAAGCUAGCGAUAACUCCAUUUGUUUUGGUGAGUUAGCUCCAAAUAUCUUACGUGAUCUUGAGACGACCAUCAGUUCGCUUUUUUCACCUCAUUUGAAAGCGAAAGAUGAAUGGGGUAGAGCCAAUGGGGACUUGACACACGACUUUAUUUCGGAAUCGGAUCGAUUUGCUAAUGAUCUAAAGGAGGCACUAAAUAGUAUGGAUAGUGGACUUGAAUUGAGACGACCGGAUCGAAGUAUCUUGGCUGAAUUAUUGAACAACAAUGGACGUGGAGGGGUGAGAGUAAGGGCAAGUGUACUGGUUGCCGAAUCACCAACACUCGUCACGCAUUAUGAAGACGUACUCAAGGAAUGGUGUGAUGUCAUUUCAACGUAUUUGACGACAAACACGACUAAUGAUAGUAAAGGAAAUAGUAAUCAGACGAUUGAUGAUAAUGGUCCGAUGGGAGAACUUGAGUAUUGGAGACGACGAAUGCAGCGACUAACCAGUAUCACAGAGCAGCUGAAAAUGAGCGAAUGCAAGGAUGUCUUUGCAGUUUUGACCAGGUCAACCAAAAGUGUCAAUGAUGACAUCAAACAGCGAAUUCAGACGCUGCUUCGACGGUGGAAGCAAGUUGACAUUGGCAUCACCGAGGCAGCCAACGAGGCCAAGGAUAACGUUAAAUAUCUGUUCACAUUAGAGCGAUUCAUUAUUCCGCUGUACAAUGGCACACCUACCUCUAUCAUCGAUACGCUACCGGCCCUUAUUAACUCGAUCAAGAUGAUCCACUCGAUUGCCAGAUAUUACAAUACAACGGAACGAAUGACCAAUUUAUUUACAAGAAUUACGAAUCAAAUGAUUUCAAAUUGUAAGCAUUGUGUAACUGGUGGUGAAACUUACGAAGUCAUGUGGGAUAAAGAUCCCGAAGAGUUGGUGCGGCAUCUUGACUCCUGUCUUAAGCUGAAUGAGGCGUAUCAACAGCAGUAUCGAGUCACAAAAGAAAAGCUUCUCACGACACCCAAAGGCAAACAAUUUGACUUGAGUGAAGCUAAAAUUUUUGGUAAAUUUGAUCUCUUCUGUCGACGUGUGAUGAAGCUCAUCGAUAUGUUCACGACAAUUCAGCAAUUCUCGUCUUUAGGUCAGCAUCGUCUUGAAGGAAUGGACGAUGUGAUCGCGAAAUUUAACUCGAUUAUACGCGAAUUUCAGUACCGUAACCACGACCUUCUUGACUACAAGAACAAUCGAUUUGAUCGCGACUAUGUUGAGUUUAAUGUCCGGAUCUCAGACCUCGAAGGUUUACUACAGAAAUUCAUCAACGAUUCAUUCGACAAUAUCACGUCCAUCGAGCAUUCGCUAAAUUUGCUGCGUAAAUUUCAGACCAUUUUGCAGCGGGAGAACCUUAAAGCCGACUUGGACUCGAAAUUUAACGUGAUUUUUCAGAACUACGGACUCGAACUUGAGCAUGUCUUGCAGCAAUAUGAAAAGUACAAGCAAAAUCCACCGUACCCGCGCAAUUUACCACCAGUAGCCGGUAACAUUACGUGGUCAAGACAUCUUUUAAAACGAAUUGAAGAGCCUAUGAAGAAAUUUGAGUCAAAUCAGAAUGUUUUGGCGAGUAAAGACGCUAAGCGAAUUAUUCGCAUGUACAACAAAGUAGCACGAACUCUGGUAGCGUUUGAGUAUAUUUGGUACCAAGCUUGGGUACAAUACAUUGAUACAGCUAAAGCUGGGUUGCAGGCUACGUUGAUCAUUCGUCAUCCUGAAGACAAUAAAUUGUACGUCAAUUUCGAUCCUGAAAUUUUGCAGCUCUUACGUGAAGCGAAAUGUUUGGAUCGAAUGAGUAUUGAGAUUCCUGAGGCAGCUAAGAUUGUUUUGCUUCAAGAAGAUAAGUUUAAGAAUUAUUACAGUGAACUUCAGUAUGCUCUGGCUGAAUAUGAUCGUAUUGUUAGCAAAGUUAUCCCCGUAACUGCGAUGCUGUUGCGGCCUCAUUUUAACGAUAUGGAAUUUAAACUUCGUCCAGGCAUGAUUACAUUAACGUGGACAAGUAUGAACAUUGAUGCUUAUCGAAGUCACAUUCACUUAGGUCUUCAACAUUUAGAGGAAUUGGUGACAAAUAUCAACGACAUAAUUGAAAAUCGAAUUGAAAAAAACAUGCGAAUUGUAUCCAAGACCAUGCUUGUCGAUUUACCUGUCGAUCAAUCAUUUUCACUGGAUGAUUUUGUGGCCAUGCAAAGUACAAAUAUCAAACGAGCAGGUGCGUUAUUGCAAGGCAAGAACGUUGAAAUUGAGAAUGCAGUAGACGACAUGCUGAAAAUUAUUAUCCAGUAUCCGCUAGACUCGCACAUUGAUGGAGUUCCUAACGAAGAAGUUAUGAAGCUCAAAAAACACUACAAUCAUUUCAUGUACCAAGCGCUAUUACACUGUACCAAGAACUCGUUGAAUACGAUAAAAAAAAGAGUGGCUUCACGAUCCAUAUCGUCCAUUUUUACUAUCGAACGUCCAUUUUUUGAAGUCGACGUACAGCUAAGCGUCCCAAAUGUCCAAUUGCAUCCGUCUUUGGAUGAAAUCCAGCUGGCUAUUAACAAAGCUGCACAGACUGUACUUAGCUGCUCGAAAGAAUUAUUAGACUGGGGACAGCUCGAUUUAUCUGCUGGAGGUACAGAAGUAGCUACAACUACUAGUAGCGGGACUGCUGGCAAACUCACAUUCUUCGAUCGAAUUACAAAGGACAUUGAGAUUGUUCGGGUGGUGCUCCUGCUUACUGGAAGCGUCCAGGGUUUACGCAAUAAUGUGUCGGAAUAUUUAAGAUCGUUCAAAAAGUAUGAAUGGCUCUGGAUGGAGCAAAAGGACGCUGCGUACGAUAAAUUUCUCAAAACUAAUCCGGAUUUGCAAGAUUUUGAAAAGAAACUGAAGUCUUUUGUCGACAUUGACACUGAAAUUUCACGAUUAACACUUAUCUACAACAUUGGAGCACUCUCUUUAAACACUCGAAAUCUGAAAUUACAACUCAAACAUGAAAAUGCGCAGUGGAAAUUGAAAUUUUCUGAUAAUCUUCAUAACCAAGCAAGGCGAAAGAUGGAGUCCUUAACGGAAUAUUUUCGCUCAACUAUGGGCAAGUUGAAUCGAAAAGUUGUGGACUUGGAUUCCUUGCGAUUUGUUAUGAAUUUAUUGAAAGAAGUGCGAGCUCGAGAGAGCGGCAUUAACAUGGAAAUUAAUCCUGUCUUAGAUAUGUACGAAAUGCUCGAAUACUAUCUUCUGGAUGGGUUCAUGGAUAAAGAAGAGAUGGAUCAAAAGUCGGUUUUACGUAGUAAUUGGCGCAAACUGAUCCAUCAUGCUGAAGCUCGUACCGACGAGCUGAGCAAGACCCAAGCAGGUUUCAAACGUGGUCUUCUACGUGAUAUUAAAGAAUUUAUUGUUGAUGUGAAACAAUGGCGUGAAGAUUUUCUCGCGAAUGGUCCGAUGGUGAUUGGUAUUCCUCCAAUUGAAGCUGUUGAAAGGCUCAAUCGAUACAAGGAAGAAUUUAAAAUCCGCGAGCGUAAACACGAGCUGUACUUGUCUGGAGAAGAGCUCUUUGCUUUACCAAAGACAACAUACCCAGAGUUAGAAAUGACGAAGAAAGAAUUACAGCUUCAGGAUAAAUUGUUUGGGCUCUAUACGGAUGUUUUGAGUACAAUUGAAGACUGGAAACAAAUUCCAUGGCUAUCCGUUGCUGAGCGCGUACAAUCAAUGACAGAAAAAGUCGAUGCCUUUUCUCUUCGAUGCAAGAAAAUGCCAGGUAAAUUACGGGAGUGGGAAGCGUAUACUGAUCUAAAAAAGAUGAUUGACGACUUUACUGAUGUGCUACCACUACUCCAAGAACUAAGUAAAGAGAGUAUCAAGCCUCGACACUGGGAAGCUGUGAUGGUAAUCACGAAGACGCAGUUGGAUGUGACUGCUCCAGAUUUUAAGUUACAGGCUUUGAUGGAUGCAAACAUUGUGGAGUAUAAGAAUGAAAUCGAAGAAGUGACAGAUGGUGCUGACAAACAGUUGAAAAUUGAAGUGCAGUUGGGAGAAAUCUCAGCGCGCUGGGAGACAGAAGAGUUUCAGUUUCAAGACUGGAAAAGUCGGAAUGUUCCAAUUCUCAAAGCAGUGGUACCCGUUGUGGAAGAAUUGGAAGAAACACAAAUGAAUCUUCAAACAAUGCUAUCGAUGCGUCAUGUGAUUCCAUUCAAAGAUAUUGCUCAGGGUAAAUUGGAACAAUUAUCCGAUACAUCGGAGACACUCGAGCGAUGGAUCAAGGUGCAAAUGUUGUGGUGUUCGCUAGAAUCGGUGUUUACAGGGGGUGAUAUUGCGAAACAAAUGCCUGUGGAAGCUAAGAAAUUUCAAAAAGUUGACAAAGAUUGGGCAAAGAUCAUGGCAAAAUCCGAAGAAGUGAAAAAUGUUGUAGCGUGUUGUGCCAGUGAAUUGCUGCGAUCGUGUCUCCCAACAAUGUAUUCAGAACUGGAAAAGUGCCAAAAGAGCCUGGAAGGGUAUUUAGAACAGAAGCGCAACAAGUUUCCUCGAUUCUACUUUGUAUCGAAUCCUGGUUUGCUGACGAUCUUAUCGCAAGGAAGUGAUCCGUUGAGUAUGAAUGAACACUACGAAAAGGUAUUUGAUUCAAUUGAACGCGUCUAUCAUGACAAGAAAGAUAAGACGUUGAUCCAUACAAUGGUGUCGGGAGUUGAAGAAGUGCGAUUUUCUCAGAUCGUCAAAGCACAGGGUAAUAUCGAGGAUUGGCUGGCCACUUUGCUACGUGGUAUGCAGAUUACAAUGAAAGAUAUUUGUCGACAAAGUGCUGUAGAUAUUGGCGUCGUAGGCAACGAUUUAAAGCGCCUACGGGAGUUUGUCGACCGGUACGUAGCUCAAUUUGCGCUCCUUGGCAUUCAAAUGAUGUGGACAACAGAUAUUCAGACAGCACUGGAACAGUGUCGCGUAAAGAAAAACAUUAUUAAAGAUACAAGCACGAAACAAGCGAUGGUGUUGACGGAAUUGUCAAACUGGUGUUUAGGAGAUCUGGGUUCGAAGGAGAACCGGAUUAAAAUCGAGACACUUGUGACGAUCCACGUACAUCAGCGUGACGUCAUGACUGAUCUUGCGACAUUGUACAAACAAAAGAGAAUCUCGGAUCCGAAUGAUUUUGAAUGGCUCAAACAAGCACGAUUUUAUUGGAGACCAAGCAAUGGUGACGAAUUUAAUCCCGACGGAGCGUGUGUUAUCUCGAUAACGGAUGUGGAUUUUAACUAUCAAUUCGAGUAUCUGGGAUCUAAAGAGCGAUUAGUAGUUACUCCACUAACCGAUCGAUGUUAUAUCACAUUAGCUCAAGCUUUAGGUAUGUACUUUGGUGGUGCACCCGCUGGACCUGCUGGAACGGGCAAGACAGAGACCGUUAAAGAUUUAGGUCGUACCCUUGGAAUUUACGUCGUGGUGACGAAUUGUACUGAUCAACAGAAAUACACGGAUUGUGCCAAAAUCUUCAAAGGAUUAUGUCAAGGUGGUCUUUGGGGCUGCUUUGAUGAAUUUAAUCGUAUACAACUACCUGUUUUGUCCGUCGUCGCACAACAAGUGCUUGCGAUCCAAAAUGCAAAGAAAACGGGCACAAAGUAUUUCCAAUUUCCUGGCGAUCCGCAGAAUAUUCUACUCACGCAAGUGUGCGGGUAUUUUAUUACCAUGAAUCCUGGAUACGCCGGUCGACAGGAACUUCCUGAGAAUCUGAAAGCGUUAUUUCGCGGUGUAGCGAUGAUGGUACCUGAUUUUGAGAUUAUCAUGAAAGUCAAGCUGUGUUCCGUGGGGUACUCAGAAUACCAAGAUCUUGCCAAAAAGUUCUUUAUCCUUUACAACACAUGCAAGGAACAAUUAUCUGCUCAGAAGCAUUACGAUUGGGGACUACGUAAUAUUCUCGCUGUGCUCCGAAGCGCCGGAAAGAUCAAACGAGACAAUCGCACCGAUCUUGAGUCAAAACUACUGUACCAGACUUUACGUGAUAUGAACCUUUCGAAACUUGUAGCACAAGAUGUACCUCUUUUCUUGUCCCUCUUGGCCGACUUAUUUCCAACUGUUCAAUCGCCUCCAAAAGGCUCAUACCCAGAACUAACUCUUGCUUUACAAGCAGAAAUUGAUAAACAAGGGAUUGUCGACCAUUCGGGAUGGGUCAAUAAAGUUAUUCAACUUUAUGAGACGCAGCUUGUUCGUCAUGGAAUUAUGUUGGUAGGUCCAACGGGAGGUGGCAAGACGAAGAUCUUUGAUGUCUUGAUGCAAGCACUUACCGUCACGACAAAUACGGUUCACAAACAAUCAAAACUCAAUCCAAAAGCCAUUCGUGCAGCUGAAAUGUAUGGAGAAGUUGAUCCAAUGUCAGGAGAAUGGACGACAGGAGUCUUUGCAGCUAUGUGGGCAAAGUACAAUAACAAAGCCAAUAAAUUUAUCAUGUGGAUGACAUGUGACGGACCUGUCGAUGCCAUUUGGAUUGAAGAUCUCAAUACUGUGCUAGAUGAUAACAAGAUCUUAACACUUGCAAAUGGAGAUCGAAUGCCCAUGACAGACAAUGUCAAACUCAUGUUUGAAGUCGAAACGUUAGUAAAUGCGAGUCCAGCAACCGUCUCACGUGCAGGAAUUGUUUUUAUUAGUGACACAGACUUGGACUGGGCUCCUGUGGUUGAAGCGUGGAUUCGAAAACGUCCAGUUACUAAUCAGACGAUAUUUCGGGACUUGUUUUUGAAAUAUAUGGGGGAAAACAACCCCGUGAAGCCAGGCCAUUGUUUUGACUAUUUAAAUCGGAACACUGAAGGUGUCAUGCCAGUAUCUCGCGUAGGACAAGCUGCUCGAUUGUAUAAUCUCAUGACUGGUUUAUUGCUUGGAGAGCAUGGGUUGACGCUGGCAGAAGAUGCUGGAAAACUGAGGCUACAGCUCGAAAAAUUAUUCUUGUACUGUCUUUGCUGGUCCCUUGGUGCACUCUUGGAACAAGAUGAUCGUGUCAAAUUUGACGAGUGGCUACGGCAGUACGAUGACAAUGCUCUGCUUCCAAAAUGUGAGGCAGAACAGACGGUAUACGAAUACUUUGUUGACCCACAAAGUUGGGACUGGAAGCUCUGGCGACCAGCAAAAUGGGAGUAUCCCAAGGGUACAAAACGACUUGAUUUUUCCAAUUUGCUUGUACCUACCAUGGAUUCAGUUCGGACGUUGUAUCUACUUACCAACUUGCACAAACAACGCAAGCCAGUUUUGAUGGUUGGCGGUCCAGGAACCGCUAAAACAUCGUCAGCUUUGAUGUUUUUUAAUGAAUUGAAUCCAGAAGUCAUGAUGAUUAAACGAGUAAAUUUUUCAAGUGCUACAACACCAUAUAUGUUUCAAAAUGCAGUUGAAAGUGAAUUGGAUAAACGAGGAGGAAAGAGUUUUGGACCUCCUGGAGGCAAGAAAAUGACCGUGUUUCUCGACGAUCUCAGUAUGCCAUUAGUGAAUGCGUGGGGAGAUCAACCGACGCUUGAGAUUGUGCGUAUGAUCAUUGAAUUAAAUGGUUUUUGUUUCUUGUCGAAAGAUCGACGAGGUGAUUUUAAAGUAUGUGAAGAUCUACAAUACGUAGGCGCUAUGGGGCAUCCAGGAGGUGGACGCAAUGACAUUCCAAAUCGGUUAAAGCGUCAAUUUUACUUGUUCAACUUAAUUUUACCAUCUCUAACGUCAAUCGACGAUAUUUACGGCCAGAUGCUCGCAGGACGAUUUGAUUUGGAAACGUAUAGUAAAGAAACACUAAAUGUCGUGAACAAACUUACGCGUGCGACCAUUGAUUUAUGGAAUUUCAUGAAAGCAAAGUUGUUGCCGACACCAGCAAAAUUUCAUUAUAUUUUCAAUAUGCGGGAACUCAGUCGCGUAUUUCAAGGCAUUUUACUCACCCCAACGGAAACGUUUACGACUGGUGGAGGAUAUCGUGUAACACAAGGUAAAGUGGCAAAAAUGGAGCCUGGACAAGUAGUUUUACUUACGUGGAAACAUGAAUGUGCGCGCGUCUUUUGCGAUAAAUUAACAAACAAUAAAGACAAAGACUUGUUCGGUGCUUACAUGAAAGAAUUGCUUAAAGUGCAAUUUGGUGAGACGUUGGAAGAAUUUUGUCGACAGGAUUACUGUAUGGUGAAUUUCCUUCGAGAUCCAGAAGAGGAUGAUGAAGGUGGUAUGGCUGACACGGCAGUUAAAAUGUACGAACCGGGUGGCACCGUCACAGAUGUACGCACCCGCGUACUUGAGUUUCUCAACAAGUACAAUAGCGAUUUUCCCCAGCGACAGAUGCGUUUGGUUCUCUUUGAUGAUGCGUUAAAUCAUUUGUUACGAAUCUCGCGCUUGCUCGAAAUGCCUCGAGGAUCAGCGUUGCUUGUUGGAGUAGGUGGAUCCGGAAAACAGUCACUCACGCGCUUGGCUGCGUACAUGGCUGGGUCGACAAUUUUUCAAAUUAUUCUCACGAAAACGUACAAUACCAACUCGUUUAUGGAAGACAUUCACGCCGAGAUAAAGAAUGAAAUUUUCUUAGAAUUAAUCAAUUCGAUCCUCAUGACUGGUGAAGUGGCUGGUUUAUUUGCAAAGGACGAAAUGAUGGCCAUGACCGCUGAUAUUCGCAAUUCGUUCGUCAAGGAACGACCGGGUCAAGCAGAGACUCAAGCAAACUUACGUCAGUACUUUACCGACUGUGUCCGCGAUAAUCUACACGUGGUGUUAUGCAUGUCGCCAUUAAAUGCCAAAUUUGCCGAACGUGCGCGUAAAUUUCCUGGUUUAAUCAGUGGACCUACAAUCGACUGGUUUUUACCGUGGCCAGAGGACGCACUGAUUGCCGUAUCGAAGGGAUUUAUCCACGAUUAUCCCAUGGAAUGUGACACAAAAGUCAAACAAGCACUAAUGACCCACAUGGGUAUGGUACAUCGGAUUGUCACGGAUCUGUGUGAAGAAUACUAUCAAAAGAUGCGACGACGUGUGUACCAGACGCCAAAAUCGUACUUGAGCUUCAUUGAGUCGUACAAGAAAAUGUACAAUGUCAAGUUAGAUGAGAUCAAAGUGAAGGAACAGCGUGUGAAUUUGGGAUUAAAAAAGCUUAUUCAAGGAGCAGAAGACGUUCGAGCCAUGUCAAUUGUGCUCGCAGACGAACAAGUUAAGCUUGAAAAAGCUACAGUGGAGACAAAUACGAUGCUUCAAUCACUUCAAGUGUCAUCUGCAGAAGCACACAAGGAAGGGGAUCAAGUUGCGCAGAUUAAAGCAAAAUGUGAAGAAGAUGCAGCGCGAAUUUCAGCUGAAAAGGAGCUUUGCGAACGCGAUCUGGCCAAAGCAAAACCUUUUGUCGAAGAAGCCGAGACGGCCAUUGACUCGAUCAAACCGGCACAUAUUGGCGAGAUCAAGAAGCUUGCCAAGCCGGCAGAUAUUAUCCGACUCGUGUUCGAUGGCGUCUUGAUUCUCUUUAAACUGCCAUUGAUUCCAGUGAAACAAGUUAAGCUCAAUGUAGCAAAGCAAGAGAUUGACUUUGUCGAGACGUCGUUCUCUCCGUACGCGCAGUCGAUGAUGAGCGACUCAAACUUUCUUAAGAAUGUUCAAAACUUUGGUGCUGUUGGAAAAGACUUGAUUAAUGAAGAGACAAUCGAGCUUUUGACACCGUACAUGGAACUCGAGGGAUUCCAGCCAAGUGUCGCCAAGAAUGCAUCACUUGCCGCUGAGGGAUUGUGUACGUGGGUUCGCGCGAUGAAAUUUUACCAUGAAGCGUCCAAAGUCGUCAAGCCAAAGCUGGAAGCGCUGACAAUUGCUGAAGGACAAAUGGAAGCAGCAAAUAAAGCAUUGAAUGCUGCAGAAUUGCGUCUGUCAAAGUGUAAAGAGCGAUUAAAUGAGUUGCAGCAACUGUUUGAAGCACAAAUGGCCGAGAAAAAACGCAUCGAAGACGGUGCAAACGCGCUGUCUCGAAAGAUGCAACAGGCGUCUGAUCUGAUCAAUGGCCUGGCUGGCGAACGCGUUCGAUGGACGGACGACUCGAACAACUUUGCUGACCUGAAACGACGACUCGUGGGCGACUGUGCCGUCGCUUGCGCAUUUGUAUCGUACUGCGGACCGUUUAAUCAAGACUUUCGAACGUACAUUGCUCAAAAAAAGUUUGUACCGGACUGUGAGAUACGCCAUGUACCCGUGACGGUCGAUCUUGAUGUCAUUACUUUCUUGGUAGAUGUUGGUACAGUUGGCGACUGGAACAUGCAGGGACUCCCAACAGACUCGCUUUCGAUUCAAAACGGCAUCAUGGUCACCCGUUCGUCGCGAUACCCAUUGCUUGUGGAUCCCCAGGGUCAAGCGCUGUCGUGGAUCAAGAAUAAAGAAGCGGAUCGAGUUCCGAGCUACGGCACGACGUCACUUAAUCACCCAAAGCUGAAGGAUCAGCUGGAGUUUUGUAUGGGCGAAGGCAAAGCGCUAAUCGUUGCCGGGGUUGAGGAAGAGAUUGACCCAAUGUUGGAUCCCGUGCUUGAAAAGCAGAUCAUUACAAAGGGCAAAAGUCUUUCGAUCAAUGUCUCGGAUAAGAACAUGGAGUUCAACCCAGCGUUCUCCAUGUAUUUUAUCACGCGACUGCCAAAUCCACACUUCGGCCCCGAACUGCAGGCCAAAACGACAGUGAUUGACUUUACCGUCACGAUCAAAGGACUUGAGGAACAGCUUCUUGGCCGCGUCAUUGGUAAGGAACAGAAGGCGCUGGAAGAGCAGCUUGCACAAGUGCUAGAAGACGUCAACAUGAAUACAAAGUCGCUUUUAGCUCUCGAUGCGUCGCUUCUAGAGCGGCUGACGUCUAACACGGGCAAUUUAUUGGAAGAUGAAGAAUUGAUUGUUGUGCUGGCUAAUACAAAAGAAAAAGCGGCUGAGGUGAAGGAUAAACUCCUUGCCGCUGCUGAUACGCGCAAGUCGAUCAAUGAGAAGCGCGAACAGUUCCGCCCUGUGGCCACGCGCGGAUCUGUUUUGUACUUUUCGGUCGUUGAGACUUCGCUAAUCAAUUGCAUGUACCAGACAUCGCUGAAUCAGUUUUUAGCGUUGUUUAUGAAGUCAAUGGAUGUAGCUGAGAAGGCGGCACUGGCGUCCAAGCGCGUAGCGAACAUCAUUGAAACAAUGACGUACCUUUCUUAUCGGUACAUUAAUCGUGGGCUGUACGAGCGCGACAAGCUGACGUUUGUGCUGUUGUUGACGCUUAAGAUUCUCGUGACGGACUCAUUAUUGACUCGCGAGGAAGUGACGCUAUUGAUCCGAGGCGGGGCUGCUCUUGAUAUCAAUUUAGUGCGUCGCAAGCCGUUCGCAUGGCUCUCAAAUGAAGCGUGGCUCAACGUCGUUGAGCUGGCGCAAAGUUGUAAGUUUUUUACCAACUUGCCUAACGAAAUGGCUUCCAAUGAGGCCAUGUGGCGUCGCUGGUACGAAGACAAUGAGCCUGAGACUGUCGUGAUUCCCGACUAUGAAGCACGACUGACCGAGAAUGAAGCCAUUGGUCCGUAUUACAAGCUGUUGCUCGUUCGCUCACUGCGGAUGGAUCGCACGAUUCUCACGACCAAGGAGUUUAUCCGGAAUACACAGCAAAUGGGUCCACGCUAUGUCGAGCCCGUGACGGAUACGAUUGAGAGCAUUUUUAGCGAGAUGAAAGCUGAGACACCCGUAAUCUUUCUUCUUUCAAUCGGUGCAGAUCCAACCGAAAGUAUCGAGAUGCUAGCGCGUAAGCAAAAGAACCCGUCGCCGGCUGUCGUGUCAAUGGGCGAAGGUCAGGAACCUGUGGCACUCAAGGCGAUCAAUGCGGCUGUUGUCAAUGGCACGUGGGUGCUAUUGCAGAAUUGUGAGUUAGGCUUGGAACUUAUGGAGCAAAUGGAAGAAAUCAUGCUUAAACUCACUGAGACGAUGGAUCCGGGCUUCCGUCUUUUUCUCACAGCACUGCCUAACGAUCAAUUUCCGCUCGGGUUACUGCAAAUGUCGACUAAAGUGACAAACGAACCUCCACAAGGACUGCGCGCUGGGUUGUUACGGUCGUAUACAGUCAUGGUCGACCAAGAGAAACUCGAACGGGUUGAGACAACACAAUGGCGACAGCUGCUGUUUAACUUGUGCUUCUUGCACUCGGUUGUGAUUGAGCGCAAAAAGUUUGGACCGCUUGGAUGGGGCAUUCCGUACGAGUACAAUAAUGGUGACCUGUCUGCAUGUACCAUUUUUCUCGAAAAACACCUGUACAAUGGACCGAUUUCGUGGCCAACACUGCAGUACAUGGUCGCUGAAGUGCAGUACGGUGGCAAGAUCACCGACAAUAUGGACCGCCGGUUGUUUAACUUUUAUGGCGAGUGGUGUCUCACACCGGACGUGUGCUCGACUACAUUCAGCUACAACCCGUCCGAGCCGAUUUUCCGUCUUCCGAAUGACUUUAACUACCGCAUACCCGUGGCCGAUAGCAUCGACGAUUAUCGACACUUUUGCCACACGCUUCCCGAAAUUGACUCGCCGGAAAUCUUUGGCUUGCAUCCGAACGCAGAUCUUACAUACCGUGUCAAAGAAGUCAACAUGCUCCUCACUACGCUUGGAGACACGCAACCAAAGGGUGGAGGCGGUUCGUCUGGAAUUUCUCGUGAAGACGUGGUGUGUGACAAAGCCAAGGAACUACUGGACCGCCUGCCAGAAGACUACAAUGAAGACGACUACAAGGCAAAGAUUAUCAAACUUGGUGGACUGACAAUUCCGCUUAAUAUCUUCCUCUUUCAAGAAAUUCAGCGCCUGCAACGUGUAAUUGCAAAGGUGCGUUCGAUGCUGCAAUCAUUGCAAAUGGCGAUCCGCGGUGAAGUCGUGAUGACGGAGGAACUGAGCUGGACACUGGACGCUAUUUUUGACGCUAAGGUACCACCGUCAUGGCUUCGCACGUCUGUUGGGGAUGAGUUUUCGUGGAUCUUACCAACACUUGGUCUUUGGUUCUCCUCGCUCAUUUCACGCGACGAACAGAAUCGCACGUGGUUGAACACGCGCCGUCCAAAUUCAUUUUGGCUCACGGGCUUUUUCAAUCCACAAGGAAUGCUCACAGCUAUGAAACAAGAAGUGACGCGAAAGCACUCCAAGACAGACAAGUGGGCACUAGAUGACGUUGUCUAUCACACGGAAGUCACGUCAUUUGAACGUGCUGAACAGGUGCGAACGCCACCUAGUGAAGGAGUUUACAUCUACGGUCUAUUUAUGGACGGUGCUACGUGGAGUAAAGCCGAUAGUACGAUUGUCGAGUCUGAGCCAAAAAAGCUUUUUACGCCACUGCCCGUUCUACAUGUUAACAGUAUGUCUAAGGAGUUGGAGACCAAGUCUCGGAAGGAACUUUACGGUGCCGCAGGACCAUUCGAGUGUCCGUGUUACAAGUAUGCGACCCGUACGGACCGCUACUUUGUCUUCAUGGUGACAAUGAAGUGUCCGCCAGGUCGUCCACCUCGUCACUGGGGGCUACGUGGGGUCUGUCUGCUCUGUAACACGGAGUAG
Messenger RNA from Plasmopara halstedii, 13788 nucleotides. RefSeq names its product dynein heavy chain. Gene Ontology annotation, cellular component: dynein complex. The transcript is spliced from 2 exons. Gene Ontology annotation, biological process: microtubule-based movement. The record is from RefSeq and is a predicted model, not a curated record. NCBI's taxonomy places the organism in Eukaryota, Oomycota, Peronosporomycetes, Peronosporales, Peronosporaceae. Gene Ontology annotation, molecular function: dynein intermediate chain binding; ATP binding; dynein light intermediate chain binding. Bases 1 to 13788 code for a protein of 4595 amino acids.